AUGACAGAGCUAAGUAGACAUCCGAGAGUGAUGAAAAAAGUCCAAGAAGAGGUUCGAGCAACACUCGGACCCAACAAAGAGAGAAUCACAGAAGAGGAUCUAGAGAAAGUUGAGUACUUGAAGCUGGUGAUCGAGGAAACAUUCAGAUUACACCCACCAGCUCCUCUUUUGCUCCCAAGGCUAACAAUGUCCGACAUCAAGAUUCAAGGAUAUAACAUUCCAAAGAACACCAUGAUCCAAAUCAACACUUACACCAUAGGACGUGAUCCCAAUAAUUGGACAAACCCUGAAGAGUUCAUCCCCGAGAGGUUUGUCGAUAACCCUAUCGACUAUAAGGGUCAACAUUUUGAGUUAUUACCGUUUGGAGCCGGACGUAGGAUCUGUCCUGGGAUGGCUACGGGGAUCACCAUCGUUGAGCUUUGCCUUCUUAGCUUUCUUUACUUCUUCGAUUGGAGUUUGCCCGAGGGAAUGACCAUUAAAGACGUUGACAUGGAAGAAACUGGAGCUUUCGUCAUCGCCAAGAAAGUUCCUCUAGAGCUCGUACCAACUCUUCAUCGCUGGUGA
Molecule: messenger RNA, 564 nt
Organism: Thlaspi arvense
Lineage: Eukaryota; Viridiplantae; Streptophyta; Magnoliopsida; Brassicales; Brassicaceae
Source: the annotation of a GenBank genome assembly